UUUAUACUGCACACAAGGUUUAUGAAUGAAGUCUGAAUGAAAGAGGAAUUUAAGGGAAAAUAAGGUUUGUGGACAAAAUCACAGACAAUGGCGGAUAGCAACGAGAUGACCAUCAACCUUGUUGUCCUUGGAAGAACUCAGACUGGCAAAAGCGCUGCUGGGAACACUCUGCUGGGCAGCUCCGACUUUGAGAGUCACUGCUCCCCAAGCUCUGUGACUACACGCUGCAGCCUUGGACGCAGCUGCCGCAUUUCGGGGAUUAUACGAAGAAACAGCUGUGAGGUUGCUCUCCGCGUUCGAGUACUCGAUACUCCAAGCUACCCUCACAGUGGUCUGAGCAAAGAGCAGGUGAGAGACACCGUGAGAUCAGCCCUGGCUCACCACUUUGGGGAGGAAGGCCUGCACCUAGCUCUCUUGGUCCUGAGGGCUGACUUGCCUCUGUGUCCGGAUGAAAGCGAUCACACAACCCAAUUCAUCCAGGAACUUCUGGGUCCCACAUGGAAGGAUUUCACCGCAGUUCUACUUACUCAUGCAGACAAGGCAGAAGAUGCUGGAUUCAGUGAGGAAGCAUACUUGCACAGUGCCUCAAGUACCCUGUUGUCACUUUUGAGCUCAGUACAGCAUAAAUACAUUUUCCUAGACAACCAGAAGAGCAUAAUUAAAGAGGAAAGAGCUAUUGUCUUAAGAAAGCUCUUGAAUUUUAUAAGACAAAAUAAUUAUCAAGUGCUUCUACUUAAACACAGCAAGGAAUAAAUACAGCUUUCAGGUGCUCGUUUGUCUAUUUUUUAUGGUAGGUAACAUUUAAUAGAA
Charadrius vociferus (killdeer) is the source of this 810-nucleotide messenger RNA. RefSeq names its product GIMAP family P-loop NTPase domain containing 1 (gene GIMD1). Gene Ontology annotation, molecular function: GTP binding. Bases 88 to 753 code for a protein of 221 amino acids. The record is from RefSeq and is a predicted model, not a curated record. The transcript is spliced from 3 exons. NCBI's taxonomy places the organism in Eukaryota, Metazoa, Chordata, Aves, Charadriiformes, Charadriidae.